Molecule: messenger RNA, 2316 nt
Organism: Fimicolochytrium jonesii
Lineage: Eukaryota; Fungi; Chytridiomycota; Chytridiomycetes; Spizellomycetales; Powellomycetaceae
Product: P-loop containing nucleoside triphosphate hydrolase protein
Exons: 12
Coding region: 1-2316 (771 amino acids)
Biological process (GO): mitotic spindle organization; microtubule-based movement
Molecular function (GO): microtubule motor activity; ATP binding; microtubule binding
Source: RefSeq, a predicted model, not a curated record
AUGGAAGAUGCAAAUGAGCGCAAUUCUGGAGUUUCCAAACUGACGGUGUCAGUCCGCAUUCGCCCUCUGGCUCCGAAAGACUUUGCAAAAGAGAACGUACAAACGACCGCCCGAGCGCUAGACGAUACAAACGUGAUCGUCACUGAACCUACUCCUGAGACUUUUGACGACCACCUUCGGAAGGAUCGUCCGAAAGAGCGCAUAUACGCAUUCGACCGCGUAUUUGGCGAAAAUGCGACACAGGAGGAAGUCUUCCAAGGAACAGUGGAGAACUUGGUCCAUUGGGUCGUAGACGGGUUCAAUGCGACCGUUUUUGCAUACGGGGCAACUGCGGGCAAGACAUAUUCCAUGCUUGGAAACGACACGGAGCCCGGCAUCAUAAAUCUGACUCUGCGGGCACUGUUUGCUGUCUUGAAGCAUAACGGUGAUCAGCCAGAAGCACGGUCGAAACCAAAAAAAGGCCGGCAGCCCUCAUCAACCCCGUCAACCACCUACACCGUCAGUCUCACUUUCCUGGAAAUCUACAAUGAGAACAUUCGAGACCUACUGUCGGGUGUCAGUGUACCAAGAGCUGACUACUUGGACCUCCGGGAAGAUCCGACACGGGGUGUCGUGGUGUCGGGGAUUACGAGCGUCCGAGUCAGAGAUGUGGAAGAGAUAUUGGCAGUGUUGAAGAAGCGGAACCGAUAUCGAACACAGGAGGCCACAGGCGCAAACGAGGCCUCAUCUCGAUCUCAUGCGGUUCUGCAGGUGCUAGUAGGCUGUGCUACCGCAAACAAGACCGGGAAGAGAACAGAGCGUUAUGGAAAACUCAGUAUGAUCGAUCUGGCGGGAUCAGAAAGGGCUGCUGAGACGAAGAAUCGAGGCUUGAGAAUGAUCGAAGGCGCGAAUAUCAAUCGAUCAUUGCUGGCCCUGGGCAACUGCAUAACCGCCCUCGCCGAUACCUCGAAGCGCGGAAAGUACGUCAAUUACAGGGACAGUAAGCUCACCAGGCUCCUCAAAGACUCUCUGGGCGGAAACUGCCGGACAGUCAUGAUAGCCAACAUCAGUCCAGCUUCCACAAGCUUUGAUGAGACUCUGAAUACUCUAAAAUAUGCUACCAGGGCGCGCACCAUCAAAACGAAGGUUACGCAACAGGUAUCCACAAAAUAUGAGCCGUACAAUGCCACGAUACAGCAGCUGCAAGGGGAAAUCGGAGUUCUGAAAGACCGACUGACACGUGCGGAAAGCACGCACCUUCUCGCUGAUAAUCCUAUCAGAGCGGCUGCGAAUAUCAGUGCCAGAGAUCUGUUCCAAACACAGGGGCCCGGAAGCAAGCGUAGCAGUGUCGCUGGUCGACCCCGAUAUGAGGAGAAGCUGCCGCCGUUACAUCGCCCAGGGACAAAGGAGUCGACAUACACCACAAUACAGCAGCGGCGGUCUGUUGGAUCCAUCAAUGAACCAGCGAAUGAAGCUCCGUCCCCAAUAUUCUCGCAAUUGCGGACAGUGUUAGAAAGAGCGUUUGCACGACAUCAGGAGUCCUUCAAAUAUCUGAUUGCGGCAGAAGAAGACCUAGAGGACGAAGCAGAGCUAGAUGAGCUGCGGACCAAAGUUGACGGCAUCGAAGAUGAGAUUCGUCACAUCCAAAAGAGUUUACCAACCUCCCUUGAUGCUCGCGAAAGAGAAAUCUUGGACCUAACUGUUCGCUUGCAUUUCUUUCGAGCAGAUAAUGAAGAUCUCCAGCAUGUGACACAAAUGCAACGCCUUGUUCAAUCGCAAACGAAAAUCCUGAUGGACGCAUCCAUGCUGGCACACCAGACAGCCCUGGACAGAGUGUUGGAGUUGCAGAAAGGGGCUGCAAGCAGUAAGGGAGGGUCAGCUGUCGCGACGCAGUUGGGCUCUCUCCACAAUGAAUUGCUUGCGAACAAAGCAAAUUUUGCCAAUGGUCGCGAUGCCAGUAGAACUUUGGAAACCAACAUCCAGCGUACGGCAGCUCGUAUUCGUCAACGGAAAAUACUAGAUCAACAUGGGGUACCAACCAUCGUGGUACAGCCUCGAGAUGGAGGAGACCAUGAGGCGAAUAUUAGCGAUGACGACUUCGAUGAGGAUGAUGAAGGGGAAAUGGAGAAGAACGACAGCAAAAUCUCUCGGAGGUCAUCAGACGUUGGAUCAGGACCUGUUGGGAAGAAAAAUGCCGGAACAUCCAUGAAUACGUCACUAUCACCUUUACCCGCACUGCCUCCGAACAAAAACGUUACCAAAUCGCAGCCGAGCGAUCGAAGGAUGGACCUCAUGAGGAAGGCAUAUAGUGUCUCGAAGCCUGGCGCACGCCGAUGA